Messenger RNA from Elgaria multicarinata webbii, 2082 nucleotides. RefSeq names its product diacylglycerol O-acyltransferase 2 (gene DGAT2). The coding region runs from base 82 to 1158 and encodes 358 amino acids. The transcript has 8 exons. Gene Ontology annotation, molecular function: diacylglycerol O-acyltransferase activity. Gene Ontology annotation, cellular component: endoplasmic reticulum membrane. Gene Ontology annotation, biological process: diacylglycerol metabolic process; triglyceride biosynthetic process. Lineage: Eukaryota; Metazoa; Chordata; Lepidosauria; Squamata; Anguidae. The record is from RefSeq and is a predicted model, not a curated record.
UCCGCGCCCCCCACCCCCGCGCCCUGCCCGGUAUGGAUCUUGACCCCCGGCGGCCGCUGCUGAGGCUUUGACGCUGAAGCCAUGAAGACCAUCAUCGCCGCCUACUCCGGCGUCCUGCGAGGUACCGGAUCCAACAUCCUCUCGGCUCUGCAGGAUCUGUCUUGGCUGUCAAAAUCCAAAGUUGAGAAGCAACUGCAGAUAAUCUCAGUGCUGCAAUGGGUGCUGAGCUUCCUCAUCAUGGGUGUGGUUUGCACGGUGGUCCUCAUGUACAUCCUCUGCACCGAUUGCUGGGUCAUUGCGGCCAUGUAUUUGGCGUGGUUGGCGUUUGACUGGAACACUCCGAAAAAAGGUGGUAGACGAUCACAGUGGGUCAGAGGCUGGGCCAUGUGGAGAUAUUUCCGGGACUACUUUCCGGUCCGGCUGGUUAAAACCCACAGUUUGCUGACCAGCAGGAAUUACAUCUUUGGCUGCCACCCGCACGGGAUCUUGUCGGUCGGUGCCUUCUGCAAUUUCAGUACAGAGGCAACGGGCGUCAGCCAGAAGUUCCCUGGUAUCCGGACGUCCCUGGCUACGCUAGCUGGCAACUUCAGAGUUCCCAUUUUGAGGGAAUAUUUAAUGUCUGGCGGUAUCUGCCCUGUGAACCACGACACCAUAGAUUACAUCCUUUCCAAGAACGGCACUGGCAACGCCAUCGUGAUUGUGGUGGGGGGCGCUGCGGAAUCCCUGAACUGCACCCCGGGCAAAAACUCUGUGACCCUGCGACAGCGGAAGGGCUUUGUGAAGCUGGCAUUGCGGCAUGGUGCGGAUCUUGUUCCGGUCUACUCAUUUGGCGAGAACGAGAUCUUCAGGCAGGUGAUCUUUGAAGAAGGCUCGUGGGGAAAAUGGGUUCAGAAGAAGUUCCAGAAAUACAUUGGCUUUGCUCCUUGCGUCUUCCACGGACAAGGCCUCUUCUCUUCCAGCAGCUGGGGACUGUUGCCAUAUCCCAAGCCCAUCACAACUGUUGUCGGGGAGCCCAUCACCAUUCCCAAAAUCAAUAAUCCGAGCCAGAAGGAAGUAGACUUUUAUCACAGCCUCUACGUGAGCUCUCUGAUUAAACUCUUUGACAAGUACAAGACGAAAUUUGGUCUGCCGGAGACGGACGCCUUGGAAGUCAAUUGACGGCGGCGCGGAGGGGACCACGCGAGCUUUUUGAGUUUUCUUGGCCUUGCGUUUUGGGAGCGAACUCGCUGCUUGCAAAGCGGCAUCAAAAGACACUUUUCUGCCAGAAUCCAAGUUGUUUUGUGUUCUAGUCUGUGGAUCGGGGCGGCGAGCGUGGAUUGCGUGCGCGAGUCCUCAAAGGAGAAAAGGAAAAAAAAAAGUUGUCUACGUUUUCAAACAUGAGACCUCUAGAAAUGUUUUUUUGCUUGUCCGUGGCAGAUCUGUCCUGCUCCAUCAAUGAUAGGGUUUCCCAUCAACUUCUUAACUGGGCAGAGAGGAGAAGGCAUGCAGUUGCUUUUUGGAAUCUGCUACUAUUCUUGGGUAGACAGUAAAGCCCCUGGACCAGAAGCAGGAACAUAGAAAGAUGCCUUCUGGCUUUACCUAGCUCAGUAUAGUUCACGCUUUGCUGGCAGGAGCUCUCCGAGAUCUCGAGUAGAGAGAGACUGUUCCCAGCCCUAUUCUGGAGAUCCUUUUAAACUGGAGAUCCCAUGAAUUGAACCUGGGAUCUUCUGCGUGCAAGGACUGUACACUACCUUUGAUCUGCGGGCCCCUUGCUUACUUUUACUAGGGAUCCUCUAACAGGGAAUCAAACAAGUAUAAGCAUUGGGGUGGCAGGGAGAAGAGGGCACUUAUUUGGACGGAAACUUACUAGAGUCUGAUGGCCUAGAUGGGGCUGGCCAUGAAUGUUACAGUGCCCCUUAGAGGCACAUAAUCAGUGGUGUAGUGGUAAAUUUUGGCAUGCAGACGCUCUUCAUGACAGUCCUCAUAACCACUAAGAAGAGUCGAAAAUUACAAGCAGAUAGAAUCAUAGAAUAGCAGAGUUGGAAGGGGCCUACAAGGCCAUCGAGUCCAACCCCCUGCUCAAUGCAGGAAUCCACCCUAAAG